Paramecium primaurelia is the source of this 2816-nucleotide messenger RNA. The record is from the annotation of a GenBank genome assembly. NCBI's taxonomy places the organism in Eukaryota, Ciliophora, Oligohymenophorea, Peniculida, Parameciidae.
AUGAAUUGUACUAGGUAAUAGGAAGAAGCUCUAACUGACAUUUUUGCAUUAGUUAAAGAUGUGGAGAAACAAAUAUUGAGUGUCAUAUUAGAAAUAUUUCGAUAGGAGAAAGUUUAAAACUGUAUUGGAUAUCUUUCAGAUAAUCUAAAUCAAAAACAUUUAGAAUAAUAAAUCCUACAACAAGCAGAGGAUUUUAAACAAGUUGAUAUUGAAUAGAAAUUGUAUGAUGUUAAAAAUAACAUUAAAAAAAUUACUGAUGUCUUAAAAAAAAUAAAAGAUCAUGAUUUUAAUAACAAAGACUAUUCCACUAAAGAAUAUUUAGAAUUUAUGCAAGAUCUAAUUAAAAUUAUAAAGAAUCAUUGUCAAAUCAACGAAUUUUUGUAAUUUUUAGUUUUGCUCACUUUCGUAGAUAAAACUUUAAUAUAAUGUGGGUCUAAUUCUUUACAUUUACUAGUUUAGAUGAAGGUGGAUCUAAGAAACAAAAAUUUUGAAAAUAUUAAGAUCAAAAAUACCUCUUUAGUAGGAGCUAAUCUUUUUGGAUGCAAUUUAAGUGGAUCUGAAUUUUAUAAUGUUGAUAUAAGUGGAAUGAAUCUAAAUGGAGCAGUGUUAUUUAAUUGUAAAUGGAACAACAUAAGAAUCCAGGUAUUAAAUUAAUUAAAUGGUCAUACUUUAUCAGUCAAUUCAGUCUGUUUUUCUCCAGAUAGAACUACAUUAGCAUCUGGUAGUGCAGAUUUCUCUCUCCGCCUAUGGGAUAUAAAAAUAGGAUAAUAAAAAGCCAAAAUAAAUGUUCAUACUAAAUAUAUCAACUCAGUCUGUUAUUCUCCCGAUGGAAAUAUAUUGGCAUCUGGUGGUAGUGAUAAUUCUAUCCGAAUAUGGGAUGCUAAAACAAGAAAAAUGAGAGCCAAAUUGAAUGGUCAUAGUUAAUGUAUUAAAACCGUCUUUUUCUCUCCUGAUGGAAAUAUAUUAGCAUCUGGUAGUGACGAUACGUCUAUUCGGUUAUGGGAUAUUAAAACAGGAUAAUAAAAAACAAAAUUAGAUGGUUAUAGUGGAACUGUCUACUCAGUCAGUUUUUCUCCUGAUGGAAAUAUAUUAGCUUCUGGUAGUGAUGAUGAGUCUAUAUGUCUAUGGGAUAUUAAAGCUGAGUAAUAAAAAGCCAAAUUAAAUGGUCAUAGUGGACCUGUCUACUCAGUUUGUUUCUCUCCUGUUGGCAAUACUUUAGCAUCUAGUAGUAGAGAUAAGUCUAUUCGUCUAUGGGAUAUUUAAACAGGAUAAUAAAAAGCCAAAUUAGAUGGCCAUACUGACGCUAUCUACUCAGUCUGUUUCUCUCGUGAUGGAAAUACGUUAGCUUCUGGUAGUAAUGAUACGUCUAUAUGUCUUUGGGAUAUUAACACAGGAUAAUAAAAAGCAAAAUUUCAUGGUCAUACUAGUGCAAUUAUGUCAGUCUGUUUCUCUCCUGAUGAAGAUACAUUAGCAUCUAGUAGUAGAGAUAAGUCUAUUCGUUUAUGGGAUAUUUCAACAAGGUAAAAAAAAGCCUAUGGCCAUAGUGGACCUGUCUAUUCAGUCUGUUUCUCUCCUGUUGGCAAUACAUUAGCUUCUGGUAGUGAUGAUGAGUCUUUAUGUAUAUGGGAUAUUAAAACAGGAUAAUUAAAAGCCAAAUUAGAUGGUCAUAGUGGAACUGUUUAUUCCGUUUGUUUCUCUCCUGAUGGUAAUUCAUUAGCAUCUGGUAGUAAUGAUAAGUCUAUUCGUCUAUGGGAUAUUUAAACAGGAUAAUAAAAAGCCAAAUUAGAUGGUCAUAUCGGAACUGUCUACUCAGUCAGUUUCUCUCUUGAUGGAAAUACGUUAGCUUCUGGGAGUUAUGAUGAGUCUAUAUGUAUAUGGGAUAUUAAAAAAGGAUAAUAAAAAGCCAAAUUAAAUGGUCAUAGUGGACCUGUCUACUCAGUUUGUUUCUCUCCUGUUGGCAAUACUUUAGCAUCUAGUAGUAGAGAUAAGUCUAUUCGUCUAUGGGAUAUUUAAACAGGAUAAUAAAAAGCCAAAUUAGAUGGUCAUAUCGGAACUGUCUACUCAGUCAGUUUCUCUCUUGAUGGUAAUACAUUAGCUUCUGGUAGUUAUGAUAAGUCUAUUCGUUUAUGGGAGACUAAAACAGGAUUAUAAAUAGACAAAUUGGAUGGUCAUACAAAUUAUGUCUACUCAAUCUGUUUCUCUCCUGAUGGAAAUACAUUAGCUUCAGGCAGUAAAGAUAACUCUAUCCGUCUAUGGGAUAUUAAAACAGCAUAAUAAAAAGCCAAAUUUUAUGGUCAUACUGGAUAUGCCUACUCGGUCUGUUUCUCAUCUGACGGAACUAAAUUAGUAUCUGGUAGUAGUGAUACUUCUAUCCAUUUAUGGGAUAUAUAAAUAGAAAAAUAAAAAUACAAAUAGGAUUGUCAUAUUGAUUGCCUCAACUCAAUCUAUUUUUCUCUUGAUAGUAUAUCAUUAGCAUUUGGUUGUGACGAAAACUCUUUUCGUUCAUGGGAUAAUAAACAAGAAAAAGAAACCGAACUAAAAGUUCGACGAUAAAAAGAUAUUUUAGCACAAUUUAAGUCUUUUCUAUUUACCCAUGAGCCUCUGUCAUUUAAUAGUAUCUAUUUUCAAUUUAUUUAGUAUAACCUAUUAUUCCGGCACUUCUUAUAAACCAAUACUUAUGCUUUGAAGCAUAUUCCGCUUUAAUCUUCAAAGGAGAAUUCAUAAAUCAUUAAGGCAAAGAUUUAUGUUAUUUAUUAAAAAAUAGGGGAGCUUUUUUUUUAGAAAGCUUACUUUCAUAAAAUAUUAUUAAUAAGUGA